AUGGUGGGUAUCCCAGGUCGAUCCAAGGGAUGUAAGACAUGCAGGCGGCGGAAGAUCGGGUGCGACCUGCAAGAACCACAAUGCGGACAAUGCAAGAAAAGCGGCCGUCACUGUGAGGGCUUCGACAAGGAUAUUGCCUUCAUCCACCGGACGCCUCAGGGACUGCUUCGCAAAGGCCAAGAACAGUGCCAAGGGCCUGCUCCUUGGGAGACUUCAUGCGGGGCGAACUCUACGUCGACGAAGCAAAUACCCCCACAGAUCAACAACGCGGCGAUCUAUGUUGAUGGCAUGCUCCAUACAUUCCUAGUCGCUUUUCUACCCUCUUCACCGAUUCUACCUCUCAGCCAUCACUCCAACAUCACCGUGCCCCCUGCACCAUGGAUGCGGAUCGCCAUUGCUCUCCCUAGGCGCGGCCCUCUUCUCUCCACCGCCCUGCAGGCUCUGUGUAUGACCAAAAUUGCGCGAGCCCACGGCGACCAGGCAUUACUGAUGCAAGGCAUGGCCGCACAUACACAGGCUCUGCGAGCGUUGCAAAAUGCGAUCAAUGACAGAAAUACAGCACUGACGGAUGAAACGCUGGCCGCGAUACGGGUUUUAGGGACGUAUGAGCUGCAUGAGGGCACGAUGGGAAGUGUCGUCGGCUGGACGAGUCAUGAGGAAGGGGUCGACCAGUUGGUGCAGUUGAGAGGAUUCAACUCCAGUCAGUAUGAGAGCGAGUUGGGCCAGGCACUGUUUGGGGAAGUUAGGAGGAGCGCGAUGAUCCGAGGUCUUCAAUUCUUCAAAGGUUCCUUCUUUAGCGAAACGCGCUGGUGCAUCGAGCCCUGGGGGACCAAGCCAAAAGACUACGUCCAGCAACUCUACGAUAUUGGGCUGCUUCUUCCACCCAUCCUUGAAGAGCUCCACACAAUCCAAAGCCUGCCCAACGCCCCGCGCCGGGCACAGAUCUGGCAAAGGUGCCAGCACCUAGAGGAUCGCUUCAGUGCCUGGCAUGCCCGCCUCCUAACCCUUUUCCCUACCCCCCCAUACUGGGAAGAGCCGGCUGAGCUGAUGGACCGCUCCAGCGACAUCCGGCCAGGCCCGUUUGAGGCUUCGUUUGACUUCCUCAACAUCCACGUCGCCGACAGCCUGGAUUUCUUCUGGGCCUUGCGCAUCCUCUUGCACACCGUCCUGCGUCGCCUCUCAGGUGCGCCCGAACAAAGCGAUGCGAUCAUUGGGGCCUGUGCUUGCAAUAUCGCCAGGUCGGUCCCGUAUUUCACACAGCCGAAGUGUGGGUUUUUGGGCGUGCAGUGGUUGAUCUUUCCGUUAAAGACGGCCUUCUCGGCAUUUCGGCAAAUGGGAUGGGAGAUUGAAUGGGAGUGGAGUAGGGGAGUACUAGUAGCCAUGAAGAAUAGGGGAAUCUCUUAUGGAGGCGAUAUUGUGGACGCUCAGUGGGGGGAGCGGGUUCGAUGA
Messenger RNA from Aspergillus oryzae RIB40, 1449 nucleotides. Its product is annotated as Zn(II)2Cys6 transcription factor. Bases 1 to 1449 code for a protein of 482 amino acids. The record is from RefSeq and is a predicted model, not a curated record. Gene Ontology annotation, molecular function: zinc ion binding; DNA-binding transcription factor activity, RNA polymerase II-specific. NCBI's taxonomy places the organism in Eukaryota, Fungi, Ascomycota, Eurotiomycetes, Eurotiales, Aspergillaceae. The transcript is spliced from 3 exons. Gene Ontology annotation, biological process: regulation of DNA-templated transcription.